AUGGAUUUUUAAAUUUGCUAAAAUACUCAAAGUCCAGAAAAAUUUUUAUGCUUAAAUGAGGAAUGCUAUUUGGCUGAAAAAAAACAUAUACAAUGUUACCAGUGUCUAACUAAAUAGCAUCUAAGUAAGAACAAGGUAGUAAGACAUGUGGACGAUUUCAUAGAGCUAGAAUAAUUUACAAAUGAAAUAAAAAAGAAACAAACAAAAAGACAAACCUUCAUCUAAAUGAUAUUUUAAUAGGCAUUCGACUUUUAGAAGAGCAAAGUUUAGGAAAUUUAAUUGAGUAAGAAUCCAGACUUAAUUAAAAAUGCAACAGAAAAGAUUGAAGGAGAAACCACAAAAUUCCUUAAGUAUCUGAGCACUUUAUAUUUGGAUCAAAAGUUCACAUUUCCCUACCAAAACUCAUUUCAUGUUUAAUAUGUGAAAUUUUACUUUGAAAAUGAAAAUAAAUAUUAGGAAGACGCAAAAUCAAAAUUAUCAAUACUAUUCUCAUAAAUUGAGAAGUACAUGCAGACUCUUGAUCUAGACAUUCGUACCACAAUGAAGAGGUUAAUAUUAGAUUAAUUAUUUAUUUAGGUCUUAUUAGAAAUUAGAAUAGCUUGAAAAAUAAGUCAUCUAAUUUAGUAAAUCGUCAUUUUACAAUAAAUUAUAAUUAUUAGUACUCCUGUUAAUAUUGCCAUAUUUAGUGUAUUUGUAAAUCAAUCAGUUGGAGAUAAUAAAAUACUAGAGACAAUAUGAAUAGACAUUUCAAAUAUAGGAGUAUUUAAUUUAAGAAUUAGUCAGUAUUAAGGAUAAAUAUAGUUUGCUUGAUAAAAAGAUUGAAUAUUUAAUCCUGAAUGAGACUGAGAAUAUUAUGGCAUUGAAUAAAACAGUUACGGAAGCAGUAGAUGGUGUUUAAAAGUUAAAGCUUCGAUUUGAUGCUUUUAAAUAAAGUUCGACUUCUAAUUUAGAGAAAGUUAGGAUAAAUCUAUAGACUAACCUAGAAACUUUACAAAAUAAUAUAACAUAUUUUGAGACUUAGGAAACCAAUUUGAGAAGUUAGAUUUCGUAAAUUUCAUCAAAGAUGAAUGCUCUAUUCUUAAAAGAGAAUGAAGUGAAAUAACUAUUGGAGUCGUAGAAGAAAGAGAAGUAGGAGUAAUCCAGAAGAGUAAAGGAAAUAAUGAAUUAGUUGGAGGAGAAACAAGUAAUUAGAAGGAUAAUUCAGUUGAAGAAUUACUUGUAUUCACUUUUGCAUUAUAGACAUUUAAUAAAAAUUCAUUUAAAUUUACCAAAAACUGAACUCAAAGAUUUUUAAUUAAUUUAUGAAGAAUUAUUUGACAAGCCAGUAUUAGUUUAUACUAUGAUAUCGAUAUAACAAAAGGUCUAUAAGUAUGAGGGUGACAAUCCUUUGGUAUGUUUGGGAGGGUUGAGUGUAAAUAGUUUGGAUAGCAUUGAUUUAAUAGCGUGUGACUUCGCUAAUGAUAUUUUCAAGCCAACUUUUGAAUCAGACAAGGCUCUAAAAAGUAGUCAUGGAGAUAUAUACUGGUAUCAAGUUUAGGAAUCUUCAUUUGGAUUUGCACCGAAUGAAAAUAUAAAACUUUUAUAUUGCGAUGACUAUGACGAAGAAAAUGAGUACAGAUUAAGUUAUUGGUAUAACCUGAGAUCAACUUCAGGAGGACGUAGAUUGGGUAAAUUUACAUUGUUAGAGAAUUCAACAGAACAUAUAUUGUAGAUAUAUUUAUUGAAGGCUCCAUUUUAAUGA
This is a messenger RNA of Paramecium octaurelia, 1741 nucleotides long. The record is from the annotation of a GenBank genome assembly. Lineage: Eukaryota; Ciliophora; Oligohymenophorea; Peniculida; Parameciidae.